Mus musculus (house mouse) is the source of this 1230-nucleotide messenger RNA. It is a transcript of the gene Tceal1, whose product is annotated as transcription elongation factor A (SII)-like 1. The record is from RefSeq and is a predicted model, not a curated record. The transcript has 2 exons. Gene Ontology annotation, cellular component: nucleus; nucleoplasm. The coding region runs from base 167 to 664 and encodes 165 amino acids. Lineage: Eukaryota; Metazoa; Chordata; Mammalia; Rodentia; Muridae.
CCCGCCCCCCUACCCUGUUUGGCGUCUAACUGUAGAUUUGCAGGUCUCACCUAGGAGCCUCAAAAGGGACCACAAGGUCCAGAGGGUGGGACAGGAUGAUCAGUGGGACAGGAUCAGGGUCUGAGAAUGAACACCGAAGAAUAAUUGCUUGAAGAAACUUCUCAACAUGGAAAACACGCGCAGUGAAAAUGAAGAGCAACCAGAGAGCACUCUGAAGAUCGAUGAAGAGCAGCCUGCAGUGGAGCAGUCUCCUGAAAAUCAGUGCUCUGAGGAGGAUCAAUCCUCGGAGGAUCUGUCCUCCGAGGAGCAGUCCUCCGAGGAGGAGUUCUUUCCUGAAGAGCUCCUGCCCGAGCUGCUCCCAGAGAUGCUGCUGUCUGAAGAUCGUCCUCCGCAGGAGUGCCUCUCACAGAAGAACCAGUUCGAAGACCGUAUUCCCAUGGAGCAACCUCCCUGCGGGGUGGGCAAACACAAGCUAGAGGAGGGAAGCUUCAAAGAAAGACUGGCCCGUAUCCGCCCUCAAUUCAUAGGAGACAUUCAUGGCAGAAAUUUAAGUAAUGAAGAAAUGAUACAGGCAGCGGAUGAGUUGGAAGAGAUGAAGAGAGUACGAAACAAACUGAUGAUAAUGCAUUGGAAGGCAAAACGGAGCCGCCCUUACCCUAUUUAAUAUGCUCCACUUUUCAUUGUUUUGCUUGUUAAUAGCAUUUGCUACCUGGCCCUUGUGUUUGCAUCUUCUUAUAUGCCCUUUCCCAUCUUAGUUGUAACAGUUUUAUUCAGGUUGUGCAGUUUUAUUUCAAGUGUUUGACAUGUAACUGGCACGGGUCUUUGUUUUUGUUUUUGUUUUCAGACCUUCUAAAAUCUGAGUGUGAUCCAUUUGCAUGGAAAGAUAUACAUUAUAUAUGUGAGGUGAUAAAAGCAAAAGGUAUAUGCAUAGCAUCCCAUUUUUGUAAAAGGAAAACACAUUUAUAUAUUAAUAUGCAAAGAAAAGCUAAAAACUAUAUACUUAAAGACUAACAUUGGUUAUCUGUGUGGUAAAGAUAAUAAGUGAUUUUUAUAUUUUUUUAAAUUUUGCUUUAUCUAAAGUUUCAUUUUUCAUGAUGAAUACAUUUUAUUUAUGUUGCACAACAAACAAUAUAAUGAAAAAUGUGAAGCAAGCCUAAAAUCAAAAAGUGUUAGUCAGCUUAUAAAGAAAAUGUGCUCCUUAAUAAAUAUUUAUCAGAACUUAAAAGUUAA